AUGCCAUUAAAAUCAAAAAAAAAAAUCAAACAAUGCGACCCAUUUUUCAAGGGUGAGGUUUUAGGUGAUAAAACCUCAAGAGAUAAAAUUUUUAAAGAAAAAAAAUCAAAUUCAAUUCCUAAAUCUUUACGAACAUUAAUGGAGGGUAGGGAAUUAAUCAAAACAAUUGAAAAUAAAAGAAAAUUAAGAGAACAACAAGAAAAAAAAGUACAACAAAAUAAAUCAGCAGUUAAAACAACAACCACAACUACAAUUACAACAACUACAGCAGCUACCGCCCCCACAACUGCAACUACUACAGCAACAAACAAUACCACUGCACCAAUCACCACAACAAAUAAACCAAUAAAUAAAAAAAUUAAAAAAGAAAAUUUAAAAGAAUUAGACAAUAUAAAUGUAGAUAUUAAAGAGGAUUUAAAAAAAUUAAACAGUUUGUAUUAUCAAAAAUCAAAAGAGGAUGUUCCAGACGGUGUUAAAGAAGAAGACGAUAUUUUAAAGACCAACCUAAAGAAACACAAGGGUGAAGAUCACAGAGCCUAUUUAGAAAGAAUCAAUAAAGAAAUUGCAAUCAAAACUAAAAAGAACUCAUCAACCUAUCAAAAGAGAAAAGAAUACUUUGAUGAAAAGAAACUAAAAGAGAAAUUAAAGAAGCAAGGUAUCCGUUAUUCAGAUUACUUGGAGCAACAAAAGAGAGAGGAGGAAAAGAGAAAAGAAGAGGAAGAGGACGCAUCCAACCACGGUAGAAAGAAAAAAAGACGUACAGUCGAUGACUUUGAUGAAUUAAAAGACAAUAUUAAAUUUAACGAACAAAUUGAAAGACCACCACUCGAGUUACCAACUUUAAAAGAUUUUACAAAUAAAAAGAGAAUGGAGCCUGUCGACUCUGCUAAAAGAAAUUAUUUAUGGCAAGAUGAAAUCAAAUCAAACAGCUCCAAUAAAAACAAUCAAUUAUUAUCAUCAAAUCAAUUAGAGGAAGAGGAAAAAAAGAGAAAGCAACCAAAUAAAAAACAAAACAAUACCAAUAACACCAAGUUUGACGAAGAGCAAGAAUUAUUAAAAAGAAAUUUAGAAUUACUCAAACAAAAAACUUUAGACAACUAUAAGCAAUCUAAAAAUAGAAAACAACAACUUGUCAAAAUCAAUAAAGAAAAAGAAAAAGAGGAUGGCAAACAACCUAAACAAGUUUCAAAUAAUUCUAAACAAUUUUAUCUUUAA
Dictyostelium purpureum is the source of this 1215-nucleotide messenger RNA. RefSeq lists its product as uncharacterized. Lineage: Eukaryota; Evosea; Eumycetozoa; Dictyosteliales; Dictyosteliaceae. The record is from RefSeq and is a predicted model, not a curated record. The transcript has a single exon. Bases 1 to 1215 code for a protein of 404 amino acids.